Messenger RNA from Salvelinus sp. IW2-2015, 2996 nucleotides. The record is from RefSeq and is a predicted model, not a curated record. Lineage: Eukaryota; Metazoa; Chordata; Actinopteri; Salmoniformes; Salmonidae.
AUGACAGCUACCAAGAAGAACAGGAAAGGACAGGGCCUCCAUGACAGCUACUACAGGAGACACGAGGAAGAGGACAGGGCCUCUGCAUUACUGAACCUGGCUGAAAGACUGGGAGAGGCUAAACCACGAGGAAUCACCAAGGCAGACAUUGAACAGCUUCCAUCCUACAGGUCAACCUCGACAACCAUCAAUCUGAACAAACGCUCACUGCCCCCUCUCACGCUACGCCCUGCCCCAUAUCACACGCGCCCUGCCCCAUAUCACACCGCGCCCUGCCCCCUCUCACACCGCCGCCCUGCCCCUCUCACACCGCGCCCCUGCCCCUCUCACACCGCGCCCUGCCCCCCUCUCACACGCCGCCCUGCGCCUUCUCACACCGUGCCCUGCCACCUCUCACACCGCGCUCUGCCCCUCUCACACCGCGCCCUGCCCCCUCUCACACCGCGCCCUGCCCCUCUCACACCGCGCCCUGCCCCCUCUCACACCGCGCCCUGCCCCUCACACACCACGCCCUGCCCCCUCUCACACUGCGCCCUGCCCCUCUCACACCGCGCCCUGCCCCCUCUCACACCACGCCCUGCCCCCUCACACCGGCCCUGCCCCCUCACACCGCGCCCUUCCCCCUCACACCACGCUCUGCCCCCUCUCACACCAAGCCCCCUCUCACACCACGCUCUGCCCCCUCUCACACCACGCCCUGCCCCCUCUCACACCGCGCCCUGCCCCCUCUCACACUGCGCCCUGCCCCCUCUCACCACGCGCCCUGCCCCUCUCACACCACGCCCUUCCCCCUCUCACACCCGCCCUGCACCCCCACACCGCGCCCUGCCCCCUCUCACACCACGCCCUGCCCCUCUCACACCACGCCUGCCCCCUCUCACACCGCGCCCUGCCCCCUCUCACACCACGCCCUGUCCCCUCUCACACCGCGCCCUGCCCCCUCUCACACGCGCCCUGCCCCCUCUCACACCGCGCCCUGCCCCCCUCUCACACCGCGGCCCUGCCCCCUCACACCCACGCCCUGCCCCCUCACACACCACGCCCUGCCCCCUCACACUGCGCCCUCUCAACCGCGCCCUUGCCCCUCUCACACCGCGCCCUGCCCCUUUCACACCGCGCCCUCCCCUCUCACACCGCGCCCUGCCCCUCUCACACCCGCCCCUGCCCCUUCUCACACCGCGCCCUGCCCCCUCACACCGCGCCCUGCCCCCUACACCGCGCCCUUCCCCCUCUCACACCGCGCUCUGCCCCCUCUCACACCGCGCCCUGCCCCCUCACACCGCGCCCUGCCCCUCACACGCGCCCUUCCCCCUCACACCGCGCUCUGCCCCUCACACCGCGCCCUUCCCCUCACACCGCGCUCUUCCCCCUCUCACACCACGCCCUGCCCCCUCUCACACCACGCCCUCCCCCUCUCACACCGCGCCCUGCCCGCUCUCACACCGCGCCCUGCCCCCUCUCACACCGCGCCCUGCCCCUCUCACACCACGCCCUGCCCCUCACACCACGCCCUGCCCCUCACACCGCGCCCUCCCCCUCUCACAACCGCGCCCUGCCCCCUCUCACACCGCGCCCUGCCCCCUCUCACACCACGCCCUGCCCCCUCUCACACCGCGCCCUGCCCCCUCUCACACCGCGCCCUGCCCCCUCUCACACCACGCCCUGCACCCUCACACCGCGCCCUCUCACACCCCGCCCUGCCCCCUCUCACACCGCGCCCUGCCCCCUCUCACACCGUGCCCUGCCCCCUCUCACACCGUGCCCUGCCCCUCUCACACCACGCUCUGCCCCCUCUCACACCGCGCCCUUUCCCCUUUCACACCCGCCCUGCCCCCUCUCACACCGCGCCCCCCCGCCCUCUCACACCGCGCCCUGCCCCCUCUACACCGCGCCCUCCCCUCUCACACCGCGCCCUGCCCCCUCACACCACGCUCUGCCCCCUCUCACACCACGCUCUGCCCCUCUCACACCACGCUCUGCCCCCUCUCACACCACGCUCUGCCCCCUCACACCAAGCCCCUCUCACACCAAGCCCUGCCCCCUCACACCAAGCCCUGCCCCCUCACACCAAGCCCUGCCCCCUCACACCAAGCCCUGCCCCCUCACACCAAGCCCUGCCCCCUCACACCACGCUCUGCCCCCUCACACCGCGCCCUGUGUGUUGUGUGCUUUAGUGACUUUGAGUGUAGGCAGCUACUGAGGGUAUUACCCUGCAACCACGAGUUCCACGCUAAGUGUGUCGACAAAUGGUUAAAGGUAAACCAAUCGCACUGUCCAAUCUGCCGGGCGAACGCGUCAGAGGUGCACCGCGAGGUGGAGUGAGUGAUACCCAGGCUUUUGGAUCUUUGAUUGGAAAGCAGCACAAAACUAAACCCACAGAGUCUGUCUGUCUGUCUUAGCGCCUGCCUGGGGACGCCUGCCACCUACCCUGCCUGUGUCCUGCGCCCCCCCCCCCCCCCACAACUACUCCUGCCCCACCUCAACAACAAUAAGCAAUCUAAGAUUGUAUGUUUGAAGCCCCUCCCUCGGUCGUACCUCUGCUGUGCUUCUACUGCUGCGUCUGAUGAAAAAGCUUCUGCCUGCUACCAACCCAUAGCCACAGAGUUGUCCUGUCAGUCUGUCUGCCUGGGAUAGCCAUUGAUCCACCUCCUCGAUCUGCUCCUCUGCCUGCCCCAGUGUUGCAGAUUCCAAAAUGUGACCUAACAUAUGUUGCUAUCGUCGUAGGGCUUUUACGUUUACAAGUUUUACAUUUUUUUUGUUGUUAUCUUGUGGUUUUGGUUAGUUCUUUGUGACAGAGGGAAGUUGGAGUUUCCUGCAUGGGAGAUGGUGAUGGGGGUGGGGGUGGGGUGUUUAAGGACCUGGUGGAGCGGAGAGAGCCGUCACACGUUGUUCAAUCAGCAGGACAAUAAUAGGAAUACUUCAACACGGUUAAAACUGUAGGAGACGAGACAUUCCACUGGCUUGGAGGAAAGUCUGGCUGACUGACUGUCAUAGUA